AUUGAUGGGGCCUUGUCACAGUGGCCUCUUUGCCGCAAUGGGUGCAUCUACUCCCUCGAGCGCGCUUGAUCUUGACCCGGUGGUGCGUGUUCGCCCGCUUGGUGAUGCCGGUCCGGUCGAGACGGCUUCCUACCGCUUUGCUUUGGCGGAGGUGCAGCUUUGGCGUCGACAUCUCGAAGAGGAAGGAUACGUCGUCCUGGCCGGGGCCUUGACUUUGGAGGAGGUGCAGCGUGGAAAGGACUUGUUGUGGAGCGAUCUGGAGUCUGUCCACCACAUCUCUCGUGACCAUCCAGAGACCUGGAACAAGUGGAGACUUUCCAUCACAGGCCUGGACACCAGUGUGGUGCAGGAUGCUGGUGCCUGGUUUGUGCGAAGCUGCCCAGGAGUGAAGAAGGCCUUUGAGGAGUUCUGGGGAAGCUCCGAUUUGAUCGUUUCGAUGGAUGCUCAGAUCUUCUGGCGGCCUUGGUGGAUCAGAAGUGCUUGGAAGCCUCAGACAGAGCCCCUCCACCUGGACCAAAAUCCUUUCCACAAGCCCAACUUGGAGACCAUUCAGGGCAUGGUCCCUUUGUUACCCGUGACGAAGACGACUGGAGGCCUUCAAGUGGUUCCGCGGACACACACGGCCAGCGCCAAAGAUGCGCUGAAAGAAGAGCGACCGCACCUGGCAUAUCGGGGCGACUGGUGUCCUUUGAUGACCGCACACCAGGACUCCAUACUGCUUUUGGCUUCUCCGGGUGAUCUCCUCCUCUGGGACUCUCGCACCAUACACGGUGGCCUCGUGGGCUCCGGACGGGCCGUGGCGGCUUCUGCCGCCUGCCCGGCGGCGGCGGCGGAGGCGGAGGCGGAGUUGGCGCGGAUGGCAGUGACCGUGGCCAUGGUGCCCCGCAGCAGGGCCAGCGAAGAGGUCUUGCGGAAACGACGCUGGGACGGGCAACGUUUCCGCUGGGAAGGAGGAUAUGCUUUGGGAGGAAGGCUGAGUUGAUUGAAUUGGAUGCUGCUUAGAGCGGAGUGUCAUGUUCGGUCCAAUGGGUUUGUGUAGAAUCUAACAAACCAAGUUGGAUCGAACAAAGUUAAUUGACAACGUCCAUAUGAUGAUGCGCCAGGUGGAGUGGACAGUGAAGUGAGGACUGGGUCCGGUGGCUUGGUGUCGUUCUCCCCUGGCAUUUCAUUCUAAUAUGGUUGUGUUUUGAAGGAGACCUUCAACCAGUAGUUUGUUUGAUCUCUUGUUCCUCCUUGGAGGUCGUUGCCUUGAGUCAGUCUCCCCACACACCCAUCUGAAUCCACGUCAGGUCUUGAAGGCUUUCAAAAAGGCCUGUGCUUCAACCAUUCGCCUCACGAAGCGGGCACCUCCACGGGAACCCUCAGCUCCAGCCAUGCGAAGCGCCAUGACUUCGAGCAGCUCACCCCGGAGCAGCGGGCCCUGCUGUGACGCGAGGCACUGUGCAGCGAGUGCAGCUAGGCAGAGCUCAGUUCCAGCCAAAGUCGCUGGAACAUGGGUAGAACUCCUAGUUACCAUUUAUGUUCCCAAAACCCUGCUGACUCUAGCAUGAAGGCAACCUGCCCAAGAAAAAACUGGCACUGCCGCCCAACCGAUUGUGGCUGGAGAUGCUGGGUGCUGGCAUUCUAAACUGGUUUUAGGGGUUGAGAUGCAUGAAGCCUCCAAACCUCAGGUAACUUUGAAGCACAUCACCC
This is a messenger RNA of Durusdinium trenchii, 1692 nucleotides long. The record is from the annotation of a GenBank genome assembly. Lineage: Eukaryota; Dinophyceae; Suessiales; Symbiodiniaceae.